CACCAGGGUGCAUCAGCUCGAAGGCUGAUAGGUUUGCCAAGAGGAAACGCGCAUGCUCAGCAUCGUCCAGCGCGUCGCGCAUGGAACAUUUGCCAAGUCCUGCCCUCCUAAACGUUGUCUGACGGGGAGUCGCAACCUGUUCAGAAGUCCUUCAGCCUAUCUACGAAGACACUAUGUCGCUUCUACUCCUCCGAGAACCCACAAAGCGUCAUCUGUGAAUCUUUGUGAUGCUAUCUCGGACAUGGAGCGCACCUUGGAAAGCAUACAUAAGUUUGUAGACGUCGACAAGGUUUCUCAAGCCAUACAACAGACGGAAGCAAUUUUGGAGGACCCCCAACUAUGGAUCACGAAUCCGGCCGGCGCAGCAAAGGUCCAGUCGCAUCUCGCCGACAUGCAGCACAAACUUUCAACUCAACGUCGACUGCGCUCAUCAUUCGACCGCCUACAAGAACUCUCUGGCUUGGCCGAGAAGGCUGGGGACGCCGACCUGCAGUCCGCCGUUCUGCUGGAUCUGCAAGGUCUCCGCCGUGGUGCAGAAGAAUACCUCGUAUCUCUUUGGUUAUCGGACCCUUUGGACCAGAACUCCGCGUACAUCGACAUUCGAGCCAGUUCCAAGGAUCCAGAUGCCUGCGAUUGGGCAUCUACGCUCGCGCGCAUGUACACAAAAUGGGCAAGCUCCAGAAAUUACACUGUAAGAACUGUCGACGUGACACCUGGGGACAUCGCAGGUGUCAAAGCUACCACAAUCUUGGUCGAGGGCCGCUAUGCGUACGGAUAUGUUCAAUACGAAUCCGGCACACACAGCCUCAUUCGCAUAUCGCCGUUCGACAAGACCGGGGUAUGCCACACUUCCUCAGCAGAUGUUCGCGUACUCCCAUGCCUCGAAGACGAUGGAAUUAGCGCCGCUGUCGACCUCAAGCCGGCGGAUCUGCAAAUCACCACCAUGCGCAGCCACAGUAACGAUGAGCCGCACGUUGGUCAGCCAGAGAACGCCGUGCGCGUGGUACACACCCCCACAGGAAUCACUGUAUCCUGCCAGCAGGAGCCCAGUGUGCACCAGAACCGGACGCUUACGCUCUCACUACUAAGAGCCAAGUUACAUGACACGGAGAUACAGAACCAAGCGCAGUCGGCUGCAGCCGCAGACCAUGCGCAACCCGCCGAGUCCUGGGGUCCGCACAUCCGCUCGUAUACUCUGCAGCCGGACCAGCUCGUGAAGGACUUCCGGACAGAAUACACGGUAGCGUCUGCCGCCGCCGUGCAAGCCGUCCUGGAUGGGGACCUCGGCGGCUUUAUGGAGGCUAGCCUGCGCAAGUUCAAGAAGGCAUGAGCCACGCUAGUCUGCGCGAAGGCUGUUCCGGCAUCCCGCUGGACCACGGUGGCGAUUGCCUCAAGCCCGACUAGCUCAAGCUCAGCGAGCGCAACCAUACUCACCUCGCUGGGGGACACGGAGACGGGAAGGCCUUGCGCUGACGCGGCGCGGCGUGGCGCUCCAAACCCUCCUUCUGCCCGGCUCCGCCGCACACAUGGGUUCGAUCUAUCGGCCAAGCGCAAAGUUUGGCCU
This is a messenger RNA of Trametes versicolor FP-101664 SS1, 1564 nucleotides long. RefSeq names its product release factor. The record is from RefSeq and is a predicted model, not a curated record. The coding region runs from base 53 to 1330 and encodes 425 amino acids. The transcript has 8 exons. Gene Ontology annotation, biological process: translational termination. NCBI's taxonomy places the organism in Eukaryota, Fungi, Basidiomycota, Agaricomycetes, Polyporales, Polyporaceae. Gene Ontology annotation, molecular function: translation release factor activity.